Messenger RNA from Pimephales promelas (fathead minnow), 1650 nucleotides. The record is from RefSeq and is a predicted model, not a curated record. Lineage: Eukaryota; Metazoa; Chordata; Actinopteri; Cypriniformes; Leuciscidae.
UCCAUCUCCUUACGCAUCACCCAAGAGUGGCAGAGCAUCGGCCUCAGCCUGGGCAUCGGCUACGACCAGCUGGAGCGAAUCCGACUCCAGCACAGGGACAACUUUGGGGGCCAGGUACUGGCGAUGCUCUUUCAUUGGGCGAGAGGGCAGCAGGGGGCGGGGCCUGGGGCGGUGCAGCGGCUGGUGAAAGCACUGGCGGACAGUGGCCGGCGGGACCUGGCGGAGGAAGUAGAGGACGUAGUGUCUCUGGGAAAGAGGAAGUAUGAGGAAUCACUGAAGCGAGUCGGGCUGGAGACCCCAGCAGCGACCUCUGCAGACCCUCAGUCCAGCUGACACACACACACACACACACGGUCGUGCUGAGAGCGGAUGCCAAGAGCAUGACAAUCAGCAGCACUGGAGACACUAAUGACACACAUGGACAUACAGUUCUCACAGGUCUCAGAUCAGCUCUCAGUGUCCAGCUUUAUUCAUAAUGAGACGCGAUGAAACACUCAAAUGGACCUUAUUCCUGUUACAGGUUCAACAAUCCUCCCAAAAAGGGUCAUAUUUCAUCUCAAAAUCAAUUAAAAAUGAAUGAAAUUAAACUAUCCUAUUAGGAAACGGGCAGAAAAUAUAUUUUGCUCAAGGAAAUUAAGCCAAUAAUAAUUGUUAUUGUUGCAUUUUCAGUGUAAGCCCAUUUUAUCUCCAAAUUCUCUUUACUGUAACGCUUCCAGAUUUUAACUUAUUUCUAUUGUCAAUAUUUUCAGUCGCGAUCCUCGUCGCUGUAAUACAGUAUUUUUUAAAUUAUUGCAAUAACAAUAUGUGUGUGUAUGUGUAUAUAUAUAAAUGUAUACAAAAUUAAAUUUAUAUAUAGAUUGGUCAGACAAAUUUUGAAUCUUGAAUGGUCAGACAAAUAAUUUUUUUGCAUUUAGUCAAUGAGAAACUGCCUAUUUCACAUGAAAUAAUUGCACAAAAGAAUAUGCAAAAAAGAAAAAAAAUGUAAGUCAAAAGUGGAUUUAUACAAUAACAGUAGUAGUUUUACCAUUUUUUAAAAAUUAAAAUAAAUUGAACACAGCAUGUCACAAAUUAAAUGUGCAAAUAUUGUUCAAUUAAAUAAUAAUAAUAAUAACAGAUGAUAAUAAUGCAAAUAAUAAAACCACAUUGUCAUAACCUUUAGAAAUCAUAUACACUCUAAACAAUGCUGGGUUAUUUCAACCCAAAUUUGGGUCAAAUAUGGACAAACCCAAAUAAAAAUGCAAUUAAAAAUGUACAGUUGAAAGUGAAAGUUGAAAUCACAUUUUUAACCCAACAUUUGGGUUUGUCCAUAUUUGACCCAAAUUUGGGUUCAAACAACCCAGCAUUGUUUAGAGUGCAAGAUACAGAUAUCAUUUCUCUGUGUGUGUGUGUAAAUGGCGUUUUAAUUAUUAUUAUUAUUAAUUUUUUUUUUUUUUUUUGCUUUACGUACAUGACAAUUUGAGGUAAAAGGGGCUUAUUUGUCAUGAAAUUAAUGCAAAAAUAAAAAUAGGCUUAGUCUUUAUGCAAAAUCAAAAUGUGAUGUAUGUUGUAGUGCAGUGUUUGCAGGACAGGAGUGUUCUUGACAGUCAUCCUCAUCCUCGUGACAUCUGGACAAUCCAAACUACAUGAUUAAAUGAGUGAUGUUCAUGCUAA